Messenger RNA from Fusarium coffeatum, 1161 nucleotides. RefSeq lists its product as uncharacterized. The transcript is spliced from 3 exons. Bases 1 to 1161 code for a protein of 386 amino acids. The record is from RefSeq and is a predicted model, not a curated record. NCBI's taxonomy places the organism in Eukaryota, Fungi, Ascomycota, Sordariomycetes, Hypocreales, Nectriaceae.
AUGAAGUGGUCAACUAGCUCACUGCUAGCGGCGCUGUACGCCAAUAGCGCACUUGCUAUCACACCUGAGUUCUGCCCACAAAAUAGCAAAGUAUGUUUCACUUGGGGCGUCCCAGAAGCUUCAGCAAGCUCAGGAUCCGGAUCCAUCUACUUCCAGCUCAAGGCGCCAACAAGCAUGCAAUGGGCAGGUCUCGGUAUCGGUGAUUCAAUGUCUGGAUCCCAAAUGUUCCUCAUGUACCAGGACGGAAAGGGCAACGUCACUCUAAGUCCAAGGCCAGGCAAAGGCGAAGUUAUGCCUCAGUAUGAGAAGAUGGAUGGCCUCGAACUGCUUGAAGGUUCUGGAGUCAAGGACAACGAGAUGAUUGCCAAUGUUCGAUGCGGCAACUGCGAGAACUUGAAUCUCAAGGGUUCCAACAUCUGGAUUGCCGCUUGGAGGUCCGGCGACUCCCUGGAUUCGACUAGUCCUUCUCAACGCAUCCAACAGCACGAUGAACACGCUAGCUUUGACGUCGACCUCACCAAGGCCUCGAUAAAGUCAGAUACCAACCCAUUCACUUCCGCCCAAGCCAAUCAGCCUAGCUCUGGUGGUGCCGUGUCUGAGACAGCAUCAAGCGGUAAAUCAAGCAGGACGAUCCAGCUGGCCCACGGUAUCAUCAUGUCAAUCGUAUUCAUCGCCGGAUACCCCUUAGGCGCCAUCCUGAUGCCCAUGCUUGGCAAGUGGCUGAUCCAUGCCGGCUGGCAGGUCGUCAUGUUGCUCCUGAUGUGGGCUGGUUUUGGACUUGGAUAUGUCGCCGCCAAAGACAGUGGCUUGUGGGGAAAGCAAACACAUACUCGAAUGGGCACUGCUGUUAUUGCCUUGAUCACCCUUCAGCCCAUCCUUGGUUACAUGCACCAUCGAUACUUCCUCAGCCAUGGCAAGAGAGGCGUCAUUAGCCAUAUUCACAUCUGGUACGGCAGAGCACUCAUGCUCAUUGGUAUCGUCAACGGUGGUUUGGGUCUUCAGCUCGCAAACUCGUCCACUGCUUUCAUUGUUGUGUACUCAGUCAUUGCUGGUCUUGCUUCCGUGGCCUACCUCGGUUCUAUCUUUGUUGGUGAGAGGAGAAGAUCGGCUUCUCGUGUCAAGCAGAUGUCUCCUCAAAUGUCUCAGGAGGAGUCACGAUAA